Messenger RNA from Cololabis saira (Pacific saury), 3520 nucleotides. RefSeq names its product vasoactive intestinal polypeptide receptor-like. Gene Ontology annotation, molecular function: G protein-coupled peptide receptor activity; peptide hormone binding; vasoactive intestinal polypeptide receptor activity. Gene Ontology annotation, biological process: cell surface receptor signaling pathway; adenylate cyclase-modulating G protein-coupled receptor signaling pathway. Bases 134 to 1612 code for a protein of 492 amino acids. NCBI's taxonomy places the organism in Eukaryota, Metazoa, Chordata, Actinopteri, Beloniformes, Belonidae. The transcript is spliced from 12 exons. Gene Ontology annotation, cellular component: plasma membrane. The record is from RefSeq and is a predicted model, not a curated record.
GCACAGUCAUCAGAGGAAAGCAUUUAAACCGGAUUAUUAAACCGGAAUAUCAUUGCAUUCAAAAUACCCUUCACACAUUUUUUGUGAGUUUUUCUUUUAGUAUUUAUUUUCUUUGCUGACUCAUUUAAAGGAUAUGCCGGGGCAAAUUCCGAGGGGCUUUUCCCUCCUUUUCUCCUGCUUGUUGCUGGAACCUGUGUUUUCAGUGCACAGUCAGAUGUGUGAACUGAUUCUGGAAAUUGACAAGGAGAGGAAAAUGUGCGAGGCUCAGAUUGAGAACAGAACAACAGGUUGCAGUGGGAUAUGGGACAACAUCACCUGUUGGCCCGGCGCUGACAUCGGAGAGGUGGUUACCAUGCCCUGCCCCCAAUAUCUCCUCUAUUUAUUCGGGGACGUACCCUCACGUAACCUGUCAAAGACCUGCACGGUGGACGGCUGGACCCCAAUCAGCAGGGACUCGUAUAUAACGGACUGCGGUUACAAUCCCAACAACACCGUGGAUGAAAAUGCAGGGAAAUUCUUCAGUGCCAUCAAAGUGGGCUACACCAUUGGUCACAGUGUGUCAAUCAUAUCUCUGACCAUAGCCAUCAUCAUACUGUGUCUCUUCCGGAAGCUCCACUGCACCAGGAACUACAUCCACAUGCAUCUGUUUGUGUCUCUCAUACUCAAAGCCGUGAGCGUUUUCAUCAAGGAUGUCAUCCUGUAUGACGUCGGAGAGACAGAAAAUUGCCAGCCAUCAGUGGGAUGCAAGGCAGUGGUGGCCUUUUUCCACUACGGGGUCAUGGCCAGUUACUUCUGGCUGCUGGUCGAGGGCCUCUAUCUUCACGCCCUGCUGGCCGUCUCCUUCUUCUCUGAGAGGAAGUACUUCUGGUGGUACAUACUGAUCGGUUGGGGUGCUCCAACCAUCUUCAUCUGUGCUUGGGUGAUAACAAAGGCUUAUUCUAACGAGCCUGGAUGCUGGGAAAUGAAUGACGACAACUUUUGGUUGAUCAUCAAAAUACCAAUUUUAGUCACCUUACUUGUGUCUUUUUGCCUCUUCAUUUGUAUAAUCCGGAUAUUGCGGCAGAAAAUGAACUGCCCUGACAUCGGGAGGAAGGAAUCCAAUCAGUACUCGUACGUUUUCAGUGUCAAAUCUCGGCAACUUUAUUGUAACGGUUUGAUUUUGAGCAGUAAGCCUUGUUGUAGCAAAUGCAGCCUUGUCUCUUGCUUCUGUGGACUUCCCUCCACUCCUCACUUUACUGUUGUUUUUAGGAGGCUGGCUAAAUCUACACUGCUGUUAAUACCUCUCUUUGGAAUCAACUACAUAUUAUUUUCCUUCCUCCCUGACCACAUUCACACACAAGUGAGGAUGGUGUUCGAUCUUGUUCUGGGAUCAUUUCAGGGCUUUGUUGUUGCAGUCUUGUACUGCUUCCUGAACGGAGAGGUGCAGUCGGAGAUUAGGCGUAAGUGGCGCAGAUGGAUGCUGCAGAGGUUCCUGGGCGCUGGCACCAAGUACCAGCACCCGUCUACGGGCAGCUGCGGCAACAACUUCAGCACCCAGAUAUCCAUGCUGCCCAAGUGCAGCCCCACCGCACGACGGGCAUCUGAAAGCCAGGAGCACAGCUCUAUAAUCUGACACCCAACCAAACGGUGGCAUCGCUGGAAGUCAAUAUGUUGUCUAAAUACAGAAGUUAUUCUAUUUCUCUGAAAUGUUGGUUGUCAAAGAGGACGAGUGCCCAGGGAUUUUCUUGCCAGAGUGGAGAGUCUUCUGUCACCACAAUGGAAACACACCCUUGCUGAAUGUUGACAUUUUUCAACAAAAACAGGAAAACAGGGAGAAUCUCUGUGGUACUGGAACUUGAUUGCACAGUCAAACCGACGUAUUGGCAAAAAUAUUAGCUUGUUACGGGAGUGUGAUGCUUUGUUGUCGUCACACGUGAAGUCAGCACAACCUGCCACUUUGCUGUUGUGGAAAAUCAGCCACAGCAAAGUUAACCAUUGUAAGAUAACUGGACACUGCAGGCAAGUAGAUCCUUCCAACGGCGCUAAACUAAAAGGAAAAGGCACUCGUGGGACUCAUGCCAGUUUUUUUGUCACAUAGUGCCGAGCGGUGGACGGACGAAGCCAAAGACAAAAUGUUGCACAAGACGAGUCCAGCCACUCAACUGACUUCUGAACGAAGGAGUGGAUUGCGUAACCAUCGUACUGGACGUUCCUAUCUCCCCCGAGACAGUUUUAUGAGGGGCAUACACUUUUUAUGCUGAAUUACAGUCAACUCCAGAGGAAAAACAACAAACAAAACCUAAAACUUGGGAAAUUUAGCUCAUAUCAGAGGCUUUUUGUGCAAUCACUCACAGAUGGACCAGAUGCAUUUUAUUAGUCCACCGUACACUGAACUGUAAUUAAAUAUGUGGUGAAAGUAACUAAGUCCAUGAACUAGAUAGCAUGGUUAGUUCAUUUUAAUGUAUGUAUGUUGUUAUUGUGUUCUGGUGCUGCCAGCAGGUGAGUGGAGUCACUGUCAAGACAAUACUGUUCUCGUCGUCAAUGUUGUCAUGUUUUCACAGGUCUGCACAGUUCCCACAUGACGGACAAUGACUUUCUUUCUAGUUAGUAACACAGUGAGAUUUGUAUUUGUAAUUAUUCUGGACAACUGCCAAACAGACUUCCGCCACAUUUAGUCCGGACAUAUGUGUUUCCCUCAGGACGAAUUAAAACUCCAUUAUAGGCCUGUAACCUGUAACACAUCACAGUGCCAACAUUUUGCUUGUAUAUCAGUUUUUGUUCUCAGUUUAUGUUCUCAUCACCUACUGUGUUUUAGAGCAACAUGUGUUUGUAAGCAUGUCGACUCCUGUGUGGUGUAAACAUAAUUCAUUAAGUUAAAUGAAGUGCUCAAUAUUAGAUUGUAACAUUUAUCUGAAAUCACGUCCACAUAUUUGCCGGCUAUGACAGUAGAGUCAUGUGGGAUUUAUCCGUUUCAUUUCAUUCUUCUUCUUUUGCUUUCUUGUACCAGUGGGUUUAAAAACCACAAAAAGGAAUUAAAAAAAACAACUAACUGUAAAUACCUCAGACUAAAGCACAGCCAAGCACGGCUAUUAUUGUAUAUAAUGCUUAGCUGUAAAUAUGGAUGGGUUUAUUAUGUGUUUUAUGGUGAUACUUUUAGUGCUCAGGUGUCAGCUUGAAAUCAGUGUUUACAUUUAGAUCGAUAUUUGUCACUUGUGGUAUUUUGUGUAUCAUCAAUGUGAAGUUGACUGGGUGUUUCUUAUUUGUGGCUGUGUACUUUUUAAAGAAACAUGUUUGUACUUGUAUGUCACCAUGUGGAGUGAGAUAUGAAGAUGUUGUGGAACAAAUGAAGAAGAAUACAGCCAUUUGCACUGUGGACAUGCAUCCAGGGCCGUCCCUGCUGCGUCAGUCAGUCAUCGCUGUAUUUAGCAUAGUCCUCUUUAUUACUUUUUGAAUCCAGCAUUACGUGUAAUAAAGAUAUUUAAUGAAAUAAUAUACCAAAAAGAAAAUGUACAAACCAGCAUUGUAGCUUCUUAUAAAACAG